AUGAAAAACAACUGUCCAAAAACUAAUGCUAAGAUACAAGUUCAGUUAGAACUCUCAAAGCAAGAGAAGCAAGCAUGGGAAGAGACGAAGAUGUACAGGUGGCAAGAUUUCCAAGACUUUUCUCUUCGGAGAAUGUUCAAGAAAUACAGUCAGCUGGGCGUUUCAGCAUUACCUGAUGAUAAAUACAAACUCCUGAUGCAGUGUGUAUCAGGGAUGGAGUCAAACUAUGCCACUUCGAAGAUUUGCGAUUAUAAGAAUGCCACUAAAUGUGACUUGGCGUUAGAACCAGAUAUAACUGAGAUCUUCGCAAAGAGUCAAGAUCCCGAAGAAUUGAAGCACACCUGGCUGCAGUGGCACGACGCGGCCGGAGCUCGGGCGCGGAACAACUUCACUCAGUACGUGCAACUGGAUAACGAAGCUGCGAAGCUUAAUGGUUACAAAGAUGUAGCUGAAAUGUGGCAGUCGGAGUAUGAAGUGUCAGAUUUCGAAGAACAAUUAGCUAAAUUAUGGGAAGACGUCAAACCUCUGUACCAACAACUACAUGCUUAUGUGAGGAAACGGCUUCGAGAUAAAUAUGGAGAGAAUAUUGUUUCGGCAAAAGGACCCAUACCUGCGCAUCUGUUAGGUAACAUGUGGGCGCAAACUUGGAACAACAUCGAAUCUUUCACUCGUCCAUAUCCCGACAAAAAGGAGAUCGACAUUACAAAGGCUAUGAAGGAGCAAAACUACACGCCACUAAAAAUGUUUCAAAUGUCAGACGAAUUCUUCAGAUCACUUAACUUAACCGCUAUGCCUGAAAAGUUCUGGAAAAAUUCGAUCAUUGAGAAACCGACCGAUAGGGAGAUUGUAUGUCACGCGUCAGCGUGGGACUUUUAUGACGGAGAAGACUUUAGGAUCAAACAGUGCACAACAGUCGAUUACGAAUAUUUCCAAACGACACACCACGAAAUGGGUCACGUACAAUACUUCCUACAGUACAAACAUCAGCCGGUUGUGUUCAGAGACGGGGCUAAUCCAGGUUUCCAUGAAGCUGUUGGCGAUACGAUAGCUUUGUCCGUAUCAUCUCCGAAACAUUUGAGACGAGUCGGUUUGAUCAGCGGUGACGCUGAAGAUGAACAAACUGAAAUCAAUCAACUAUAUAAAAUGGGUAUAGACAAGAUAGUGUUCCUGCCGUUCGCGUACACGCUGGACCUGUUCCGCUACGGCGUGUUCCGCGGCGCCACGCGGCCGGAGGACUACAACUGCCACUACUGGCGGCUGCGCGACUCGCUGCAGGGCGUGGAGCCGCCCGCGCCGCGCUCCGAGCGCGACUUCGACGCCGCGGCCAAGUACCACGUCGCCGCUGACGUCGAGUACGCCAGAUACUACGUGUCCUUCAUAAUCCAGUUCCAGUUUCACCGCGCGCUGUGCCAGCUGGCGGGCGAGUAUGUGCCCGAAGACCCCAAUAAGAAGCUCGUGGACUGCGACAUCUACCAGAGCGUUAACGCUGGAAAUGCUCUCGCAAAUAUGCUUAAAAUGGGUUCCUCGAAACCUUGGCCUGAUGCGAUGGAGGCUCUGACUGGUCAACGUGAGAUGAGGGCGGAUGGCCUCUUGGAGUACUUCAGACCCUUGUACGAUUGGCUGCAAGCAGAGAAUCAAAGGACUGGAGAAUAUAUAGGAUGGGAACCUAGCAAAAUACAGUACUGCACGGAGGAGCAGCGCGCGGCGCUCGCGGCGCCCGAGCGUGACUCACAGAGAGGCACUGUUCUCAGGCAGUGUUGUGUUCCUUUGUUAAGGCAGUCAGAUCUCUUGGAGAAGGUCGGCAACACAAUGGCAAUACUUCUGGUGUUGCUGGCGUCCAUAAGCUACGGUAUUUGCUUAUCAUGCAUAAUGUUGAAGGUCAUCGUAGAGCUGGCCCUUGUUGGGGCGAUAGCCUCGGUCUUCAUUGUCGCUGCUCAAGGGCGAGCCCAAGAACGGGCAGCUGAGGAAGCUGCCGGAAGGGAGUACAUGAGAAAGUUGGAUGAACUAUCUGCGAAAUCGAGAAACAGAGCAACUUUAGCGUCGUGGGCUUACCAGUCCAACAUCACGGAUUACAAUGAAGAGAGAUUGACGCAAAUUUCUUUGGAAAUCGCGGAAGAAGAAAAGGAAUACUGGAAAGAAACUAUGACUUACUUAUGGCGUGAAUUUGAGGAUCCUGAUCUCAAGCGAAUGUUCGAGAAAUAUUCAGUUCUCGGCACUUCUGCUCUACCAGAGGACUUAAACCAAAGAUUGAUUCAAGCUAUAAACAACAUGCAGUCUACAUACGCUAGGGCCACAAUUUGCGAUUACAAUGAUCGUUCAAAAUGUGACUUGAACGUUGAACCAGAGGUAACUAACAUUUUCGCUCAAAGUGAUGACGCUGAUGAAUUGAAGUACACAUGGUUGGAAUGGCACAAGGCUGCAGGCGCUGCGUCUAAAGGUUUCUUCACUGAAUACGUCAACAUGGACAACGAAGCUGCUAAACUAAACGGAUUUGACAGUGUAGCAGAAUGGUGGUUGAGUACAUACGAUGAACCGGACAGUGAAGAACAGUUUGCAGCACUCUGGGAGCAAAUAAAACCCCUCUACCAACAAAUACACGCGUAUGUCAGACGACAUUUGAGGCUUAAAUAUGGAGAAGGCGUGGUUUCAGCCAGAGGACCAAUACCUGCCCAUUUACUAGGAAAUAUAUGGGCGCAAACUUGGAAUAACGUCGAGAAAUUCACAAGACCGUACCCAGACAAACCAGACGUUGACGUUACAGAAGCUCUCAUCAGGCAGAACUAUACAGCUCUUAAAAUGUUUAAAACCGCUGAAGAAUUCUUCACCUCACUUAAUUUGAGUGCUAUGCCCGAUUUGUUUUGGGAGAGGUCGAUCAUUGAGAAGCCAAAUGACGGAAGGGAUAUGGUGUGCCACGCUUCAGCCUGGGACUUCUUUGAUGGAGAAGAUUUUAGAAUCAAGCAAUGCACAACCAUCACAAAUGCUUUCUUCAAGACCACUCACCAUGAAAUGGGUCACAUACAAUACUACUUACAGUACAAAGAUCAGCCUGUAAUAUACAGAGCUGGUGCCAAUCCUGGAUUUCACGAAGCUGUUGGUGACGUCAUCGCUUUGUCUGUGUCCACGCCAAAACAUUUACGUGUCAUGGGAUUGCUCGAAGAAGGACCAGAAGAUUUGGAAUCGAAUAUUAACCAAUUAUAUAAAAUGGGUUUAGACAAGAUCGUCUUCUUACCAUUCGCAUACUUAUUGGACUUGUUCCGUUACGGUGUCUUCCGUGGUACAACCACUGAAAAUGACUACAAUUGUCAUUUCUGGCAGCUGAGGGAAUCUCUUCAGGGUGUUGAACCACCAGCACCUAGGUCUGAGGAGGACUUUGACCCCGCUGCUAAAUACCACGUUUCUGCUGAUGUUGAGUAUAUGAGAUACUACGUGUCAUAUAUCAUUCAGUUCCAAUUCCAUCGAUCGCUUUGCCAGUUAGCCGGUGAGUAUGUGCCCGGGGACCCGAACAAGCUGCUCUCCAACUGCGACAUCUACAGGAGUACCGAAGCUGGUAACGCUUUAGGUAAAAUGUUGCAACUCGGUUCGUCAAAGCCAUGGCCAGAUGCGAUGGAGGCUCUCACUGGCCAGCGUAAGAUGGAUGCCAGUGGAGUUCUAGAAUAUUUUGAACCCCUUUACGAGUGGUUGAAACGGGAGAACGAACGCACCGGAGAAUUCAUUGGUUGGGAAGCAAGUAACGUCCAAUACUGCACACCAGAACAAAGAAGUGCUAUGAAGAAUUCAGAAUUCCAAAGGAGAUUACACAAAUACGCUGAUGAAUCUACAGGAAUUUCUACUACGAUGUCCUUAAAUUUCGGAAAUGGCUUAUUUAGUUUUCCAUUUAGUUGGACUUGGUUUAUAUCACCGCCCAAUUUUAAGACGCCAAGCCGCAUGGCUGUAUCUUUGCCAAAGCUACAAUGUACGGUUCUAAUGGUGGCGAGAGCUAUAUUAACACCGACAAUAGCAGGUAUCACUUCUAAGAAACUGCACACGAUACUUCAGUUCAAAUUAGAUGAUAUAAUAUAUAACCCUGACCAGAUUUGUGACGGUCAGACAACCAUGGCCUGUGCUCACAAGAGAAACCUAAUAAUAUGGUUCUAUUUUACGCUGGUUACGUUUGUUUGCGUUGCUGAACCACAGCUUGACUUACCCCCGUUGCCACAAGUAUCCACUCAAACGAAUCCGUAUGGUAUCGGAUUAUCUAGUACCUCACCUGGAAAUCUGCAAGGGAAUCAGUUCGAUUUGAAUCGAAACUUCCAAUACAGUACGGCUAGACCUCAAGGUUCUGCUACUCCAGGGGUAUACCCGGUUUCAUCCACUCCGUUUAAUCAGAUAAAUCCUGACAUCAGUAACAAUGGCUACCCAAGUUUAGACUACGGUAACGGACGGAAUCCAAGUUCCACUCUACGUCCCUUUGACGACAUAAAUCGUGAUGAUCAGAUUGAUAUAACAAAUGAUAUCAAUUUUCGGCGGAAUGAUCCUAACUUCGUUCGUAAUGAUCCCAGUUACGUUGGAACAAAUCCUUACUCGUUCAAUAGAGAUUCUAAUAAUAAUGCCAUUGAUGAUAGACUGAAUUACGCGAGUGUUCAGCAAGUGAGAGACUUCCUUCUACGUGCUGACGACCAGGCUUCUAAAGAGUGUACCAACAAUGUGGCAGCUCAGUGGAAUUUCGAAACUGAUGUCAAUGAUGUAACGCAACACGCAGCUCUCGACGCUCAGCAACGCUACACGUUAUUCCAGCGUGGUCUUUGGGAAGCCGCUCAGCAUGUGCCCCGAGGUGCUAUAAGAGACUUCAGUACCUUCAGGCAGCUACGCAUGCUUUCCACCAUAGGGCCGGCAGCUCUGCCUCCAGACCAGCUGGAUAGGUACAACCGUAUCAUCAACGACAUGCUAGCAGUAUACAACUCAGCCGAAAUUUGCGCUUACAAUGAACCAUUCAAAUGUGGCCUGCAUCUACAGCCGGAGUUGCAAUUCAUCAUGUCUCACUCCCGAGAUUGGGACGAGCUGCAACAUGUCUGGACUGAAUGGAGGAGAAACACUGGCAGACGUAUUAGGGACUUGUAUGAACAGCUCGUAGAUUUGACUAAUCAAGCUGCCAGACUUAACAAUUUCACAGACGCGUCAGCAUUUUGGAUGUUUCCCUAUGAAAUGCCAAAUAUGAGACAAGAAAUCGACACGGUGUGGGAACAGGUAAAGCCACUUUACGACUUACUCCACGCAUACGUACGCCGUCGUCUCCGUGAGUCCUAUGGCCCUGAGCGAAUUUCCCGCUCAGCUCCCAUACCGGCGCACGUGCUUGGAGACAUGUGGGCUCAAAGCUGGUCGGGCAUCGUACCCUUCACCCUGCCGUACCCUGGGAAGAAACUUGUUGAUGUCACGCAGGAAAUGUUGCAACAGGGUUACACGCCAGUAACUAUAUUCCAACUGGCCGAGGAGUUCUUCGUCUCUAUGAACAUGUCAGCAAUGCCUGAUGACUUCUGGUCUCUGAGCGUGUUCCAGCAGCCUCCAGACAGGAAUAUCCACUGCCAGCCUUCUGCUUGGGACUUUUGUAAUGGUCAUGAUUUUCGUAUCAAGAUGUGCACACACCCUGAUAUGAAAGAUUUGAUCACGGCUCACCACGAAAUGGGACACAUUGAAUACUUCCUCGCGUACAGGAACCAGCCUAAGGUCUUCAGAGAUGGUGCAAAUCCCGGUUUCCACGAAGCGAUUGGUGAGACCAUCGCUCUAUCCGUUUCCUCACCUCGCCACCUCCAGACCCUGGGCCUGAUCCAACGCUCAGUUGACGACACAGCUCACGACAUCAACUACCUGUUUACCCAGGCGAUGGACAAGCUGGCCUUCCUACCCUUCGCGCUAGUUAUGGACAGGUGGCGUUGGGACGUCUUCACUGGUGAUAUCAGAAAGGAGCAGUAUAACUGUCACUGGUGGAGCCUCAGGGAGCAGUACGAAGGAAUUAAGCCCCCAGUCCUAAGAUCAGAGCUUGAUUUUGACCCCGGUUCAAAGUACCACAUUCCAGCCAACAUUCCAUAUAUAAGGUAG
This is a messenger RNA of Melitaea cinxia (Glanville fritillary), 6072 nucleotides long. Its product is annotated as angiotensin-converting enzyme-like. Gene Ontology annotation, molecular function: peptidyl-dipeptidase activity; metallopeptidase activity. Gene Ontology annotation, biological process: proteolysis. Lineage: Eukaryota; Metazoa; Arthropoda; Insecta; Lepidoptera; Nymphalidae. Bases 1 to 6072 code for a protein of 2023 amino acids. Gene Ontology annotation, cellular component: plasma membrane. The transcript has 35 exons. The record is from RefSeq and is a predicted model, not a curated record.